This is a messenger RNA of Aspergillus chevalieri, 957 nucleotides long. Its product is annotated as alpha/beta hydrolase. Gene Ontology annotation, molecular function: hydrolase activity. The transcript has a single exon. The coding region runs from base 1 to 957 and encodes 318 amino acids. Lineage: Eukaryota; Fungi; Ascomycota; Eurotiomycetes; Eurotiales; Aspergillaceae. The record is from RefSeq and is a predicted model, not a curated record.
AUGCCUCUACAAUAUGAUCCCGAGUUCGCAGAGCUUGCAGCACCAGUGCUGCAACUAGUAUCCCAAGCAGAGCGACCUGCCAUCCAUGACAUCGAUACCAGAAGAGCCAAUCUGGAUGCCUUUAGCAGCCAGGCAACAGCAACAGCACAAAUCCCCAACGAUGUCGAGCAGAUUGUGCACUAUGCUCGAACGGCCGAUAAUCACGAUGUUCCUAUGCUUCAUUUCCGGAGAAAGAACACACUACCUUCAGGACCAGGGCCAGCUAUUGUCCACAUGCAUGGCGGAGGGUUCAUUGCCCUAAGCGCAGCAAUCGGCACCCCAUCACUCUCCAGAUUCGUAUCGGAAACAGGCGUGCAAAUCCUGUCAAUCGAUUACCGCCUCGCACCGGAAAACAUCUUCCCAAAACCUCUUGAUGACUGCUGGACCGCGUUGACAUGGAUACACGGCCACGCGCACGAACUCUCGAUCGACAACUCUCGCAUAGCUGUCAUGGGCGAGAGCGCUGGUGGUAGUCUCGCAGCUGGUUUGACUCUACUAGCCAGAGACAGGGGCCUCUCGCCACCUUUGGCAAAGCAAAUCCUGGUGUAUCCCAUGCUCGAUGAUCGGACGAGAACCAACCCGUUUGGGGACCUGGCGUUCUGGUCUGCAGAGGAUAAUGUCACCGGGUGGACGGCGUAUCUUGGGGCGAGUGCAGCAGCAAAGUCAGUGUCGCCCUAUGCUGCUCCUGCGAGAGUUAACUCCGUACAGGGACUGCCGCCGCUGUAUUUGGAUUGUGGGCAGAUUGACGUUUUUGCCCUGGAAGAUGUUAGAUACGUUCUGCGGUUCAUGGAGGCCAAUAUCCCGGCUGAAUUGCAUGUCUACGAGGGACUGCCGCAUGGGUUUGAAGGGUUUGCUCCUACGUCUGGGGCUGUGAAACAGGCUUUUGCAAAUAGGGCUAGGGCCAUUAUUUCAUUUUGA